AUGAAGAUGUUUAUUGCACUGCUUGGUGUUGUCCUUUCCGCGAUGGCCCAGUAUCGGUGGACCAUUUUCGACCAGGAACACUUGAAGCUCUGCUCCGACAGUUACACCUGCGGUGGACGGCAGCACACGAUGUGCUAUCAGCCGAACGUGACCCACGCGAGGUGCCAAAAAUUCGCCCCGAUAGUGUUGGGCGAAGAAAGCAUCAAGAGCUUCAUGAUGGGCCACAACGGACUGCGGAAUAAGGUGGCUACGAACCCGAGGCUGCCGGCUACGGAUAUGCAGUUUUUGCACUGGGAUCAAGAUCUGCAGGCCAUGGCCGAACGCUGGGUGCGUCAGUGCAUCGUAGGAUACGACGAUUGUGAUUUCAUCGGAAACCCUACCCAUCCCAUCGGUCAAAACGUGUUCUUCCACCCGAAACCACCGCUGAAGCACUGGGAAGCACUUGCCCUGAGUAGUUGGUUCAACGAGAAGCGGAAACUAGGUAACGACUUCACCGUGGGAAGUCUGCGAAAGGAGGAUGCUUCCAACUACACGCAACUCGUCUGGGCGACCACUCAGUUCGUUGGCUGCGGUGCGGCGGAAAUGUUCGGUGGCCAUCUGGUAGUCUGCUACUACUACCCCAGGGGAAACAUUCCGGGCCAGCCGGUCUACCGUGUGGGCCACCGGCCGUGCAUUGACUGCCCCGAGGAGCGAGCCUCCUGUUCGCAUGUGUUCCGCGGACUCUGCGGAAUCGACGACCGACACUCCGCCGGGCGACCAAUCCGCGGGGCCAAUCCGUGGCCAUCGUUCACCGUGGCUAUCGCCCUGCUCACCGGCGUAUUGACCAAGCUCAUCACGUCCUGUGAGCGUUGGUGA
Molecule: messenger RNA, 855 nt
Organism: Anopheles bellator
Lineage: Eukaryota; Metazoa; Arthropoda; Insecta; Diptera; Culicidae
Product: venom allergen 5-like
Exons: 6
Coding region: 1-855 (284 amino acids)
Source: RefSeq, a predicted model, not a curated record